AUGAGGAGCGCGGUUGUUAUGGUGAAGCAUUUCCCUAGAGGUGAAAGCACGGGGACGCAACGGCAGUAGCAGCAGCGGCAGCUGGUCUUGUCGAGUUGAAGAAACGCGGAUAUGAGAACACGUCUCGCUGUCAGACACUGAGCGCUAGGAAGAGAGUUGCUGGCCAUGUGCUGCUAUCAGGAGGGCCAUGACUUGAAGCUGAACCCUGAUGCUGCCGUUUACGACCUCCACACAUGUCCUGUGUCCUGGGUUUAAAUGAACAACUCAUUGAAGCAUUACAGCCGCCACCACGUCCUGUCGUGUCUUGGACACAGCCCUCCAUCAUCACUUCCUGCUUCCCCUUCAGUUCAGGAUGCAUUGAGAAAGACACUAGUUUUUAUGGAUGAAAUACCCAUUACUUUUGUGGAAUACCAUCAUUUGAUUGUGUGCUCUGGAUUUUGCACUGGCGUGCAAAGACCUACAGACCUCCUCAGUAUGAUUUUUCUUCACUGCGCAAGUGAGAGGUGGAGAAAUGACCUAUUUUUUCCUGGAUGUUUUUGGAAAACGGUGUAUUGAAAAGUGUGUUACUCAGAGAGUGGCAAAUGAAAUGCUCUUGACCAAUCCAGGAUGGAUUUAAAGUCUGAAGAUGGAUUAGUAGCCGUUUCCACCAUAACCAUGCCUUACCUCUUUUGUACUAAUUUGAACAAAACCGACCCAUGGAUUUAAGUUUUGUACUUCAGUGGCACCUAGUAUGGUGUCGCAAUAUGGAAUAUUUAGUAUUGGAAAUGAGGAGUGGGAACUCCAUUCUAUCGCGUAUCGGCAUGUAGGGGAUUGAGGAGCCUACGUCAGCCAUUUUUUUACUACAGCCAUACAGGACAAUUUUGAAUCCUUUACCCUUCUCCUGUUUUUUUUGUGAAACUCUAAAGCACCCCCCCCAUCCUGUCACUGUCAGAAUGAUGGUGGUUUAAAUUGAUCUUGAGGACUGUUUUCUUGGAUUACACCCAUGGUUUUGGCAUCAGCAGCUAAAGGUCUCUAAAGCUUCUGAUUAAAAGAGACCUUGGGCUGGUGCCACCAUUGGGAUGUUCAGAAGAUCCACCCAGCUCUUCACUUCAUCUUAACCUCAACCUGUAGUCGACACAAGGACAGACUUGCUAAGCUUUGUGGAGGGUACGGGACCAGGGGGGGCGUGGGCCAGGGUCCAUAGGCCAGAGGCUCGGGGUCAAAGGUCAUGGCGGAACAUGCGGAGCUGCUUGCAGAGAUGGCCACGGUCGGACGGCUGUCCGCCACGGAGCGGCUCAAGCACGCCCAGAAGCGACGGACGCAGCAGCUGAAGGGAUGGGCCCAGAUGGAGAAGGACAGCGCCCGCGGUGGCAAGGCGCUGCACAAGGCGGACAAGAACAAGAAGAAGGACAAGGACAAGGACAAAGAGCAAGGUCGCAGGGUCACCUUCCCCAGUAACAUUACUUUAUUGGAGUCAGCGGCACGCAAUGACUUGGAAGAAGUGAGGGAGCUGCUGAAAAGUGGAGUCAGUCCAGACUUGGUCAACGAGGAUGGCCUCACAGCGUUGCACCAGUGUUGUAUAGAUGACUUUGAGGACAUAGUGCGUUGCCUGGUCGAGGCAGGGGCCGCUGUAAACGCCUGUGACAGUGAGCUAUGGACCCCGCUGCACGCUGCUGCCACCUGUGGACACACUUCAUUAGUGCAGCUGCUGGUGGAGUCCGGGGCGGACGUGCUAGCGGUGAACGCGGAUGGCAACAUGCCCUAUGACCUCUGUGAGGAUGAGGCCACUCUGGAGCUCAUUGAGAUGGUCAUGGCGGAGAAAGGCAUCACGCAAGAGCGCAUAGACGAGUGCAGAGCAGCCAAGGAGAAGGAUAUGCUUGUGGAUGUUCAGGCAUUAAUAAACGAAGGAGGAGACCUGAAAGCCAAGGAUGAGCAAGGGGCCACACUGCUGCAUGUUGCGGCUGCCAAUGGAUAUCUGUCGGUAGGGGAGAUGCUGCUGGAGCACAACUUCCCAAUGGAGGAGAAGGACAGCGACGGCUGGACGCCACUCCAUGCUGCCGCCUGCUGGGGACAGCUUCAUAUGGUGGAGCUGCUGGUGGCGCAUGGGGCCAAUUUGGGCGCAAAAUCCGUCCUGGAGGAGACACCUCUGGAUGUGUGUGCGGAUGAGGAGGUGAGGGCGAAGAUGCUGGAGCUGAAGCAUAAGCACGAUGCCAUCAUGAAGAGCCAGGAUCGCCACAAGGGUACCCUGCAGAGACGAGCCUCCAGCGCCAGCAGCAGAGGUAAGGUGGUGCGGCGCACGAGUGUGAAUGAGCGCAAUAGCCUGUACCGUCGGGAGCACCACAAGGAGGCCAUGGUGUGGCAGGACAGAGGACGGCAGGCGGAGCCUCCAGACGAUGACGAGGACCGGCAAACCAACGCAGAGCUCAAUCAACACCCAGCUAUGGCGUCGAGCUCUGCUGUGGCAGCAGUACCAGGCGUGGAGGAGGCGAACCACGGUGAGAGGCUGGUGGACAUGGGGGUCCUGGGGAAUGGAGGAGCAGCCGUGUCCAUGUCGUCCCUGCCCAGGGAGCUGGGCGACCGAGUGGGCCCCAUGGACCGCAGCGCCUCCUACCAGCUCGCGGCGCCCCCUGGAGUCGGGGAAGGCGAUGGAAAGGCGGACAGCAUGAGCCGGGAGAAGUCCCACCACACGCUGGCCGAGCUCAAGAGGCAGCGGGCGGCCGCCAAGCUCCACAAGCACCCCGCGCCUCCCCCGCCCCUGUCCCCCCAGCCCGAAGAGGAGCCGCUGCCCUCUGACCUGCCGUCCCCGGAGACACAGCGGGCACAGGAGGACAUUAUCUCGCCCAACACUGUGUACUUUACGCCGGCCAGUGGGGAUCCCCCGUUGCUGAAACUGCGGGCACCGGAGGAGGAACCUCCAAAUACGAAGGAGCCUUGCUGUGGUGUCAUGUAGGGGACAGACUUACAUUCAUGCGGAUUUACAUGGCAUUUACAGCACGAACUUACAUGAAGUGUUUUGAAGUCAGUCUGGUGAAGGAGAUGAGCCUUACCGGGGAUAUGGUCCCUGAGAUACCCACACACAUGUGGUGUUACAUGGCAUUUACAGACAAUACAGUAUGCAUUGGCUCACAUGAAAUGUUCUGAAGUCAAGUUUGUAAUGGAGAUAAGCUUAAUAGAGACAAGAAAUGGGACAAAUGCAUACACUGCACACUUCACAUUCACAGCGCUCUGUUGCAUGCUCAAAAUAACCCUGGUGCAGUGCUGUGUAGUCACUACCCAUGAUGCCUUGGGUGACAUGGGCAUAUGAAACUCAGAAUCUAAGGGACACUUGUAGUGUUUAGUAACAAAAUGAAGAUGCCUUUCAGAGAUUGCAUAAGGCAAGUGCACUACGGAGGGCCUAUACUUGCACUUCAGAUGUCGGGAAUAAUGGAAAAAAGGGUGAUGCUUUUUCACCCUUAGUCAUGCCAUUUCAAUUGUGUUCUUUGUUAGAUUUAUUUUAUUUGGGCGAUUGUGUUCUUAAAAAAAUAACCUCACUGAAGCCUUAACAUAUUUUCACCAGAUUACACCUUAAAUGACUGAUAGCCAGCAUUCCAAACCCUCACCCGCUUAGCAUGGGUCAGUAGGGACUAACUAACCUUUUCAUGCACUGUUAAAUUGCACCAACUGUAACUUCCGUAGAACCUCGUGUACAAAAGUGGACCAAAACUAAGGCCUCGAGCAAGAGUUUACGGAUUCGUUCAGUUAAACUGAGCAAGUAAUACACUCCACCUGAAAAGGAAAUGUAAAAAAAAAUGUUAGCUGACACCCUCCACAGAAAAUUAUCUGCAAAUUUUGCACGUUACUGUGUUAGAAUUGAAGAAACCGGUCUUGCAGUAAUUGAUGAACAUGUGUUUUGGAGUAAUGUAUUUUUUAAUGUGUGGCUCUACAACAACCAACUGUGUCAGACUGAACUGGAAAAAUUGGUUUCUGUGUUUAGUUUUGCUUGUGCACUUGUGGGAAAGACAAGGGGUCCAUUUGUAAAUCAUGGUAUAGUUGUGAUAAUUGAAUGAAUUCCAAUGAUGUAAAAAUUAUAGGAUGAAGCAUUGACUCAAAAAAAGAUAUGAAGAAUUUUUGUACUUAUUUGUAAAAGGUGUUUUUUCCAGGAUUAAGGGUUAACUCAUGUUAAAAUAAUGAUUAUGUAUGUCUAGACUAUUUCAAAUUUUUGGUUAUGACUUUUAUGUGUACAACUGGUGAAUUGAUUUGGUAAAAUUGUUGACAAUAUUGAUUUUUUUUCCUAAAAAUGAGAAACAUGCCUGAUUGUGAUUUAAAAACUUUAUGAUUUAUUUAUUUAAUUUAUUUAGAGGUGAAACUGAACACAACACAAUGUAACAGAACAGGCUGUGGCUUGGCUCCAGUCUAAACCUGAAUCAUGUGACUUUGUUUUGCCAUAUGCUUGACAUACUCAGCCCAUGGUGUCAGUGCAUACAGUAGGGCUUGUGUCUGUUAACUGUGAUUUUCGGUGUCUUUCAGCAGGUGGCAAUAUCAAGUCUCGGGUUUCAUCUUAUAUUAUUAUUUUGUGAAAACUCCAUACUGGGAUGGUAUAGUGCACUGACAUGGCUGUAGAAUCAUUUGUUGGUUGUAAGUACCAACAUUAUUGUUAUGUUGUUAUGGUUGUCCCGACAUUGUUGUUAUGGGCACAUUGUGUUGUGUCUGCCAAGGGAGUGGCUUUGAAAAGUGACUCAACGAUAUAGUUGGUGUAGCAUUCCUAAUGUAUUCAUAGACCAAACGUAUAUUUCACUUGGAUGUACUGAUACCAUAUGUAAAAAAGAACCCUCUUUGUUUUAAUUUGCUAUAAUUAUAGACAUUAAUUGUCAAGAACAUCUCUUCAGUAAAGCAUUGUCCAUGGAAGCAGUGGCCAUAAGAAAACAUAAACCAGUUCAAUUUAGAAACAUGAAAAUUAUUUUCCAGAAAAUAUGCUUAAAAUGUUAAUUACUUACGGUAUCAAGUGGCAUAUGGAACACUUUGAAUUAGAUCACAAAAUGGAAGUAAUGAGUCAAGCGGCAACCUUUCUACAUGCCUACCACAGUGACCUACUGUACGUGAACACAAUAAAGGUUUGAGAAAAGAAAAGAAUUCAAGUGUGUGUCUAGAAGCAAAAAAGUAUUUCUUUUGUAAUGUUU
This is a messenger RNA of Engraulis encrasicolus (European anchovy), 5135 nucleotides long. RefSeq names its product protein phosphatase 1, regulatory subunit 16A (gene ppp1r16a). The coding region runs from base 1208 to 2929 and encodes 573 amino acids. Gene Ontology annotation, cellular component: cytoplasm. Gene Ontology annotation, molecular function: myosin phosphatase regulator activity; enzyme inhibitor activity; protein binding. Lineage: Eukaryota; Metazoa; Chordata; Actinopteri; Clupeiformes; Engraulidae. The record is from RefSeq and is a predicted model, not a curated record. The transcript is spliced from 11 exons.